Molecule: messenger RNA, 1248 nt
Organism: Vespa mandarinia (Asian giant hornet)
Lineage: Eukaryota; Metazoa; Arthropoda; Insecta; Hymenoptera; Vespidae
Biological process (GO): sensory perception of smell; detection of chemical stimulus involved in sensory perception of smell
Cellular component (GO): plasma membrane
Molecular function (GO): olfactory receptor activity; odorant binding
Source: RefSeq, a predicted model, not a curated record
AUGGAAGUUUUCGAACAUCCUUACUAUAGACUUAACAAACGUCUCUUGUUACUGAUAGGACAAUGGCCUUAUCAGCAUAAAUUUGAUCAACGUUUUCGUAUGUGCUUUGUGACUAGUCUGUUGUUUAGUUUUGGUAUUACUCAGAUAUCAUUAUUAUACACUAAUGGAGAUAUUGACACAUUGAUAGAAAUUAUACCACCUAUAACAUCAUUGAUAACGAUCACAUCCAAAUAUUCCAUGUUUUAUAUAUGCAGAAAUAAUAUUAAAAAUCUCCUCGAACGUAUAACAAAACAUUGGAAAUUAUGGGAGUCCAAAGAGGAAAUGGAUAUAAUGCGUAAAUAUAGCGAGGAAGGAAAAUUGUUAACUUUUUUUUAUACGUCAUAUAUAUACUCGUGUAUGACGUUGUUCCUUUUAAUGCCAUUUUUUCCAUUUAUAAUGGAUAUAAUUGUACCAUUAAACGAGUCUCGGCCUUUGAGACCUAUAUUUAAAAGCGAGUAUUUUAUCGAUGAAGAUCAACAUUUCUUUCCAAUCUACUUUCACAUGAGUAUAGUGAUCGUUAUUGGAAUAACAGUGUUAAUAUCGAACGAUGUCCUUUUGUUGAUAUUCAAUUCGCACAUUUGCGGUAUAUUCACAGCAGUGGGAUUUCGUCUGGAACAUUUGUUAAAGAAUCAAACGAACAUGACAAAUUUAUUAGAUUAUCGUUCUCGUAGGAUGUGCUUUAAAAAUGUCGUUCGUACCAUUGAAAUACAUAAAAGGGCUUUAGAGUUAUCUUUUGUAUUUUCUUGUUUCUCUCUCUAUUCUUUUUUUUUUUUUUUACUUUUUGUUUUUCACAAAAGGUUCGCUGACCUCAUUGAAUCUUCUUAUUCGUUUUUUUUACUUUCCCAAGUUGGCUCGAGUUUGGUGUGUAUGAGCCUUUCUUUAUAUCAAAUAAUAAUAGUUUUGAAAAAAUCGAGUGAAGCGUUCAGAUACAUAGCCUUUGCGGCUGCUCAAAUCGUUCACAUUUUUUGUAUGUGUUAUCCCGGUCAAAAGAUAAUCGAUUAUAGUACCGAUAUACAUAUUAAAGCAUAUAGCGGUCUGUGGUACGAGGCACCGAUCGAAAUACAUAAUUUAAUAUUAUUAGUAAUCCGAAGAAGUCUCCAGCCUUGUUAUUUAACUGCUGGAAAAGCAUUUGUAUUGUGCUUCGAAAGCUUUUCAACGAUCGUGCAAACUUCCACCUCGUAUUUCAUGGUAAUAUCAUCUGUGCAUUAG